AUGAACCACACUUGCAUCUCACAAGCAGCAAACCUUACCACGAAUCCUCUCGGGGGUCAUCAGGUAUGGGAGGUGGUUCUGAUUGUGCUUGUGACUGGGCCUCUUUCUCUUAUUACCAUACUGGGCAACUCCUUGGUGCUCAUCUCCGUCCGAGUCAACAGUCAGCUACAGACCAUCAGUAACUACUAUCUUCUGAGUCUGGCAGUGGCAGACCUGAUCUUGGGUACAGUGUCAAUGAACCUAUAUACUGCAUACAUAAUCAUGGGCCGCUGGACACUGGGACAUCUAGCUUGUGAUCUGUGGUUGACACUUGACUAUGUAGCGAGCAACGCGUCUGUCAUGAACCUGCUGGUCAUAAGCUUUGACAGAUACUUCUCAGUCACACGGCCGCUGACUUAUCGAACAAAGCGAACUCCGAAGACAGCAGCUGCAUUGAUCGCUCUGGCAUGGGUGGUAUCAUUUGUGCUAUGGGGACCCGCUAUCUUGUUUUGGCCUCAUGUGGUGGGACGACCAUCUGGGGCUGAAGCCCAGUCGUGUUCUAUCCCGUUCUUGAAGGUUCCUCCUCUUACAUAUGGCACUGCAAUCGCUGCGUUCUACCUACCGGUCACGAUCAUGAUUAUUCUGUACUGGCGAAUUUAUUGGGAAAUCGAGAACAGGACGAAAGGACUCGCUGGUUUAGUGGGAUCUGUGAAAAACACUAGAGAUAUUCUGCAUGGGUUAGACAAACAAUCAGUGCACCAAACCAGUACCAAGAGCAACCCUGGUCGCUCAAUGGAAGAAAAAUCCAGAAAGGGACCAGCCAAAUCAGCUCAUGAGAAUUACAAGGAGUCUUACUGCAACAGCAGCUGGAACAUUGAAGAUGAGGAUGAUAGCGCCUUGUCCUCUUCCACAGACGAGGAACAUGAGCAGAACAUCAAGGCAAGAGCACCUUCAUCCAGUCCAACUGCGAUCGAGUUGAAGGAUCUCCGAAGUGGAUCAGAGGAUACCAAGGGUGUGCGAGAGUUCUCAUCAGCUCAGCAUCCCAGCAGACAGUCCCACUUAAAACCACCUCAAAAAUCAGACAACAGCAUUUGCCACCAGCUCAGAGCUAAACAUCGCAUUAAUAUGAUCAUUAAAGAGAAAAAGGCAGCGCGGACACUAAGUGCCAUCUUGUUGGCUUUCAUCCUCACAUGGACGCCAUACAACAUCAUAGUUUUGGCUUCCAUUUCAUACUGUGUGCCUGAAAAGCUCUGGCAGCUGGGAUACUGGCUGUGUUAUGUAAACAGCACCAUCAACCCCAUGUGCUAUGCCCUCUGCAAUGAGUCUUUCCGGGUCACCUUCAAGGCACUGCUACUUUGUCGCUGUGGAGAGAAACGAAAAUGGGAAACAAACAGCUUGAAUCGCCAUUCCUCUGUGAGGCAGAAUACAGCUUGUAGUAACAUGAAAUCUUUCACUUUAUGAUUUGUCAUUCUAUAGCAAGGGUGCUUU
Molecule: messenger RNA, 1467 nt
Organism: Carassius carassius (crucian carp)
Lineage: Eukaryota; Metazoa; Chordata; Actinopteri; Cypriniformes; Cyprinidae
Product: muscarinic acetylcholine receptor M3-like
Exons: 1
Coding region: 1-1440 (479 amino acids)
Biological process (GO): adenylate cyclase-inhibiting G protein-coupled acetylcholine receptor signaling pathway; chemical synaptic transmission; G protein-coupled receptor signaling pathway, coupled to cyclic nucleotide second messenger
Cellular component (GO): plasma membrane; dendrite; synapse
Molecular function (GO): G protein-coupled acetylcholine receptor activity; G protein-coupled serotonin receptor activity
Source: RefSeq, a predicted model, not a curated record